Messenger RNA from Penicillium malachiteum, 879 nucleotides. Its product is annotated as aminoglycoside phosphotransferase family protein. The record is from RefSeq and is a predicted model, not a curated record. NCBI's taxonomy places the organism in Eukaryota, Fungi, Ascomycota, Eurotiomycetes, Eurotiales, Aspergillaceae. The transcript has a single exon. Bases 1 to 879 code for a protein of 292 amino acids.
AUGUCAUUCUCUCUCCCUUAUUAUCGGGAUGCUGGUCAAUUACCAGGGCCUCUUCCUGAUCAGAAUGAAAUUGAACGAGCAACACGAACCCUUCCCAAGAGAUCAGAUUAUGGUGGGCGCGUGGUCGUAAUCAGAGAAAAAUAUGUUGUGAAACAUGGCCCACUUGUGACUGAGAAUGAAGGACAUGCUCUACUUUUUGUUGAAAAACGACUCAACAUCGCAGCGCCACGACUCUACGCCAUGUACCGGCAUCGGGAUACCUUGUAUAUCGUCAUGGAAUACAUCCCAGGCAUUUCUCUAGCAAUGGCGUGGCCUUCGCUCACUGAGGCAAAGAAACACUCGAUUGUUGGACAAUUGCGGUGCAUCUUCGAUCAAAUGAGAGCGUUACCAUCGCUCGGAUUUUAUGGCAGUGUCAAUCGCGGACCCGUUCCCCAUAGGUACUUCUUUUCCCGUGAAUUAGACCCUGCUGUUACCGGUCCAUUUCAGAAGGAAGAAGAAUUCGGAAAAGCCAUCGCACUUCGCUCAAAAAAUAUGUGGAGCGAAUCAAACAGCCACAGCUUUCUCUCCGACUAUCUUGCUCGCCACCUCCCAUUAGUACUUCGCAAUCAUCCACCUACAUUCACCCACGGAGAUCUCCACAGAGAGAACGUUCUUGUCAGAAAGGUCGUCAAUUCUGUCACAAAUGAAGAAGAGUAUGAGGUAGCUGCUCUUGUGGACUGGGAAACGGCUGGAUGGUAUCCUUCAUACUGGGAAUAUGCUCAUAUCUUCCCUUUAUUGCAGUGGAUUGACGACUGGCCAGCAUAUGUUGAGAAGAUUCUCGAUCCUUUGCCGCUAGAGGGCGCCAUGAUGCGGGUUGUCUUUAGUGAUCUGGAGUUCUAA